Molecule: messenger RNA, 1194 nt
Organism: Peronospora matthiolae
Lineage: Eukaryota; Oomycota; Peronosporomycetes; Peronosporales; Peronosporaceae
Source: the annotation of a GenBank genome assembly
AUGGCAGAGUUUGCCAUUAACAACUCGGUGCAUGCGUCCACGACACAUACACCGUUUUACGUGAAUGGCUUGCGCUCUCCGCGUGUACCCACCUUACUAGAGUGUUACUCUGGUUUAAGGGGGGGAGGGACUCGCGCGAGCAAAAACCGAUUUGGUUCACGCUCAUCACGCUCUGAAGAAGAGGUCAUUGCGUUUGAUGCCGAUAUCGACAACACCGAUAUCGAAGAAGAUGAUGCCAGUGAGAGUGCGGAAGCCCUCACUGAAGACAAUGAUCCCAGUGAGAGUGCGGAAGCCCUCACUGAAGAAAAGGUUGUUGUCGCUGCAGUGCGCUCACAGCACACUGAAGCUAACGAGUCAUCAGAUGAGUUCAUACUGGCUCGUGAAACGGUAGUCCGUUUUGUGCAAGACUCCAUCGCCGAAGCGGUGGAUAAGCAAAAGCAAAACGCUGACAAGAAUGGAAGGGCAAACACUCUUUUAUUUAAUAAAGGUGACUUAGUCCUACUGUCUACGGUUAAUCUACCAAAGCAUGUAGUGACUAACUUGGGUAGCAGUAAACUACUACCCAAGUACAUUGGCCCAUUUCGUGUAUUGCACCGCCUAGGCAAUGCAUACACGAUCGAGUUACCACGUAAGAUGCGAACGCAUCCCACGUUUUACGUUGGUCGGCUUAAGCCGUACCAUCAGUACGCUGCUUCUUCCGAUGAAGAACGCCCUUGCGCUCAAGCAUCUCGCAGAGAGCCUUGUGCUCCCGAUGAUGGGCAUCAACAAGGGUCUGAAGAGCAGUUAUCUCAGCCCGAGACCGAUCAACAAUCCCACGAGCUACCCUUAGCUCGUCACGAAGAGAUGUCAGAGAUCUCUCGUUCUCAAGCUGAGCAAAGGCAAACUCAGCUCGAUGCUUCGAGGCAGUGUCCACCAUCUGGAGACGCCUAUUCCGCUCAUGCUCGAGAUCGUCGCGUAACCCUUGCGUUACGCGAUCAAAGAAGCUCUCGGGAACACACCGAUCCACAUGAUCGUGUGGAGAGCGUCUUUCCUCCUCCUCCACCUCCAUUAGAGGACUCUCGCGGUGGCCAGCGCUAUCUAGUAGAGCAGCUGUUGAACCACCGCGACGUGAACGGACGUCGGACGAGUUAUCUCGUCCGGUGGCGCGGCUAUCCCCGUCCUGGGAUUCUUGGGAGCCCCGCUCCCAACUGUUGA